AUGUCUGCUGCUGCCUGGCAAGAGACUGCUGCUGCUGCGCAGGCGGAACUCAAGUCCAAAAUCCCCAAAGACUGGCUUCUGCCGGAGGCGAUAUUAUCAUCUAAACCCCGCAAUGUGAUACCUAUCUUCCGAAGCUGUGGUCUGUUGACGGGGCGAGAGCUGGAAAUCACCGAAGUCGAAGACUGUGUAGCAUUGCUUGAGCAGCUGCACUCUCGAAAAUGGUCGGCUCUCGAAGUCACGGUUGCCUUUUGCAAGCGGGCAGCCAUUGCGCAGCAAUUGAUCAAUCCACUGAUGAAUAUCGAUUUCGAGGGGGCGAGGAAACGGGCAAUGGAUCUGGAUGACCACCUUAAUAAGCAAGGGAAAGUGGUUGGCCCACUUCACGGGCUCCCGAUUAGUUUCAAGGAUCUCACGGAUGUCAAGGGUAUGAAAAUCACCUUGGGAUUCGUGGCUCUGGCGGACCACGUCUCCGAGACCGAUGCCGUAGCUGUGCAGUCUCUACGAGAGGCGGGAGCCAUUGUGUAUUGCAAGACGACCAUGCCACAAACCGGAAUGGCUCUCGAAACAAUCUCCAACCUUUGGGGCCGGACGUUGAAUCCAUUCAACACUGAUCUCUCGAGUGGAGGCUCUUCUGGCGGCGAGGGUGCCUUAAAUGGCUGCCAUGGAGCGCCAAUUGGCAUUGCAACGGAUAUCGGAGGCUCGAUACGCGCUCCCGCAUCGUUCAAUGGACUUUAUGGCAUUCGUCCGACUUCCCGCAGAUUCAGCUACAAGGGUAACGCCAUGGGUUUCACGGGCCAAGCCGCCAUUCUGUCCAGCAUAGGUCCCAUAGGGCGAAGCCUUAGAGAUAUCGAAUUGAUACUCAAGGUCUGGAAUGCCUUUGAACCCUGGAAUUACGAUCCGGUAGUGGCGCCCAUAAAGUGGCAACCUGCUCCAGUUCCGACCAAAGCCACUAUUGGCGUCAUGUACUGGGAUGAGGUCGUCAUGCCACAUCCACCGAUGCAGAGGGCUGUACAAAUGGUGGUUGACAAAUUAAAGGCUGCGGGCCAUGAAAUCAUCGACUUUAAGCCCUAUAGGCACCGGGAGGCUUGGGAUCUUACGUUCAAACACUAUUACCCCACCGCUGGCAGCAACGUGAAGGAGUUCAUCGAGCGAACUGGGGAGCCAGUGAUCCCGGCAGUGGCCAAAUACUUCGACCGGGCGAAAAUGUUGGAUGUCCACGAGCUGACUCAGUUGUUCAAAGAUCAACGACAGUACCAGACAGAGUAUUUGGCCCAUUGGAUUGCCACAAAGACUCAGACGUCGACGGGCAAGCCCAUCGACGCAUUGCUGACACCAUCCAUGGCAUCAGCCUCGUUUCCACACGACUACCUCCCCUGGUGGGGUUAUCUAUCCCAGUGGAACCUCUUGGAUUACCCGUGCGUAAUCCUGCCUGUAACCAGCGUCAAGCCCGAAGACACCAAAGAUAGCUUGUACACACCGGUCAAUCCGCUCGACCAAGAGACUUACGACAUGUAUGACCCCGAGAAGUUCGCCGAUAUUCCAGUUUGUGUCCAGCUAGUGGGCCGAAACUUGCAAGAGGAGCAGCUGGUGGCUGUCGCGAUGGCGGUGGAUGAGGCCAUCAAGCAGUGA
This is a messenger RNA of Cladophialophora psammophila CBS 110553, 1626 nucleotides long. RefSeq lists its product as uncharacterized. Lineage: Eukaryota; Fungi; Ascomycota; Eurotiomycetes; Chaetothyriales; Herpotrichiellaceae. The transcript is spliced from 8 exons. The record is from RefSeq and is a predicted model, not a curated record. The coding region runs from base 1 to 1626 and encodes 541 amino acids.